AUGGGAAAACGAUUUCUACAAGAAGAUUACGGGACCACUCUUGUCACCGCUACUGUUUGCGACAAGAAUUAUAAUCUCCGAGAUGUUGCUGACGUUGCUGACGGAGAAAAAACAGCGAUCGAGGAAACACAUGCUCAAACCGACGAUUACUGCAUGCCUGAUCCGAAUCACUGGGGAAUGGACCCUAACGGUUUUAGUUGCAUUUUCCACCUCGGAGGCAUCGAGGGAGAGCAGAAGAGAUUGGAAUUGAUGAACAACAUACCGUUUGGAUGCUGUUGCAACAAUAAUCCCAAUUUAUCCGAUUUAUCACUUUGCCUCUUCCAUCCGAGUGAUGCUGGUCUAGCAUGA
Messenger RNA from Cylicocyclus nassatus, 348 nucleotides. The record is from the annotation of a GenBank genome assembly. NCBI's taxonomy places the organism in Eukaryota, Metazoa, Nematoda, Chromadorea, Rhabditida, Strongylidae.